Neodiprion virginianus is the source of this 10954-nucleotide messenger RNA. RefSeq names its product nuclear factor 1 C-type (gene NfI). Gene Ontology annotation, cellular component: nucleus. The transcript is spliced from 12 exons. Gene Ontology annotation, molecular function: RNA polymerase II cis-regulatory region sequence-specific DNA binding; DNA-binding transcription factor activity, RNA polymerase II-specific. NCBI's taxonomy places the organism in Eukaryota, Metazoa, Arthropoda, Insecta, Hymenoptera, Diprionidae. Gene Ontology annotation, biological process: regulation of transcription by RNA polymerase II. Bases 968 to 3022 code for a protein of 684 amino acids. The record is from RefSeq and is a predicted model, not a curated record.
CGUGCCCCUCGACCCCCUGCAAACGCACGCCGACGCAAGCGGUAAGCGGCAAGGCUUGACUAUAUUCUCAUCUCGUAGCUGGUGGUGUUCCACUAGUUUGGGACUGCGUCUUCCGCACGGUAACGAGGGUGUACGACGCCUCGUAAGCAUCGGCUGCGGGUCGGUCUGAUAGUUGAGUUUAUUUAUUUGUUUAUUUAUUAUUUAUACACUCAUUUUGAACAUCUCUUAUACAUUCUCCCCGAGUGUGGUGUGUGUUUGGGUAGGAUGCUUGUGCGUGGGUGCGGUGUUGCACCACCCAACAAUUACCAGCACCACCACCGUAACAACGAAGAUAAUAAUAAUAACAACAACAACAAUAAUAGUAGUAACGAUAAUAAGUACGAGAGCGGCAGCGUGACCAGUGCGACGCCGAAUAUCAAAAACGAGAACAAAAGGAGCAGGAGCAAGAAGAAUCCCAGACUGACCGACGACAGUGCAGGGAAGAUAGAGCAGAAUAUUAUCGAGAGGUUUUACCUUUCUAAGUCGAUCUGCAGGGAUUGCCUGCACGAGAUAUUUUCCUCAAACCGCCGAAGAGCAGAUCAGCGAAGAGCCAGCAAAUUAUUUGUACUUAUUACGAAACGACGGUUAAUUGUGGUGUUGGUGGUGUUUGUUCUCGUUGAUAUCCCCGGAGAGGUUGACGCUCUAUCUUCGAGUUCUGUGCGGCGGGAAAUAAUAAUAUUAGUAGUAGGAUAUUUUUUUACUAUUUUCUUCCUUAGUACAUUUUAAUACGGUUUUUUAACCAACCGCCAAUAUUUACGAGUGCCUAGAUAACCGUUGUGGCGGUAAUAACAGAAACAUCUUCAGUGAUAAUAACUCAUUACCGCCAACAAUUUUACCAAAUAAUCAACAUCAUUGUAAUUAUCGUCAAAACUAUUACCCCGAAACGCAACAUCAACAAUCCGGAUUGACAUCGUCUACACAUCUCCUCAUGUUCAUCCCGGAUACUCUAAGGAGCUGUAUGGUGGAACCGGAUGUGUCGACAUAUCUUCAGGCUCCUUCCGUAGGACAGGAUGAGUUCCAUCCGUUUAUAGAAGCUCUGCUACCGUUCGUCAAGUCUUUCUCGUAUACGUGGUUCAAUCUACAGGCAGCCAAGCGGAGAUACUACAAGAAGCACGAGAAGCGAAUGAGCCUCGAAGAGGAAAGACAGUGCAAGGAAGAACUGCAGAAUGAAAAAUUAGAAGUAAAACAGAAAUGGGCCUCGAGAUUGUUGGGGAAAUUAAGAAAGGACAUAACGCAGGAAUACCGAGAGGAUUUUGUUCUUAGUAUAACCGGAAAGCGGCCAGCGAUGUGCGUCCUCAGCAACCCUGAUCAAAAGGGCAAAAUGCGUCGGAUCGACUGCCUCCGCCAGGCGGACAAGGUCUGGCGGUUGGAUUUGGUAAUGGUGAUACUAUUCAAGGCGAUUCCCCUCGAGUCGACGGAUGGCGAGAGAUUAGAGAAGACAGCGGAAUGCGCCCAGCCCGGCCUAUGCGUUAAUCCUUAUCACAUCAAUGUCUCCGUCCGAGAGUUAGACCUUUACUUGGCUAACUUCAUCACCAGCCACGAGGUUCUCAAUGGAAUCUGCAACACUAGCAAAGACGAAGAAAGGAGACGAAAAGGUGGUUAUCACGAACUCUACAACGGUGUCGUCUGCAACGACACGAUCCUGGCAACGGGUGUCUUCAGUUCCAAAGAGCUAUGGAUGCUCUCGAAAGCUUCCAUACUACAUGACCUCAGCGACAUGCAGCCCCAAAUAAACUCGAUCAAAAUAGAGCACCCGCCGUACUACUGCAGCAGCUACACACCGCCAUCAGCCGCUUCUGCGGACCAUGCACAACCUGCGGCUAGCUUCAGCCCCCCGCCUGUGCAUCAGCUGAUAAGAAAUGACAACAAGACUGAAAAAGCACCGACGGUAUCUGUCUCGAGUGCUUCGAACUUUUCGCCCGUCUUGAGGCCGGAGGAUGCUCACCGAGGCGUUGACUCUCCGCACUCUCAGACCGGGUUACAUUCUCCUCACGAAGCAUUAGCUGGUGGUUCGGGACAGAGCAUGUCGGGUCUGGCUUAUUAUCAACCUGAGCACCCUGGAACAGCGGCGGCAGCCAAAUACCCAGAAAAUGGUCACGACACUCUCUCGGAUUUUGUCACGUUUGUUUGUCAAGAGGCUGAAAAUACCCAGCAGCUACCUCAGACGCAGCUCGCUGGAACCCGUGGUGGCAUACAAAAGUUUUCACAGUAUUACCCAAGCUCGAUGUUACCGCCCCCGCCGCCCGCCCCAAUGGCGCGACCAGUCGCCAUCAUAAGGUCUACAGGGGAGCUGACGGUAGCGACGGCCGGAUCUCCGCCGACGUCGUCGACCUCUCCGAACGAUCCGGGGGACCUCGGGGCCAGUCCGGAGCAGAUGGCGGCCGCCGGUCUGGUCAGCUCCUCGUGCCAAGGCUCCAUCGACCCCGGCGACAGGAAAAGCCCAGCAAGGAUCCUCGUCGCCGCGCCUCACACGAGUCGGGAGUACACCUUUGCCCAUUUUCACUCUCAGCCCGGUCAGCAAAUAUUCACCUAUCCUACCAUCAGCUCGAUGUCUGGUGUCAUUUCGCCGACCAAUUUGUCCCUCUUCUCGUCGCCCGCUUCCGUAAGUCGACCUGUCGCUACGCAGAGAUCGGUUUCCAACGUGCCACCCCGUUGGAGCGCUGCACCCUUCAUCAACUUGGAAGACGACUACAACAUGAUGGCCCCUAUAAUCGCUGGCACAGCCAGCGAACCUCCCUCGGCGAUGGACGAGGACCGGUACUUUCAUUCGGUGCACGCGAACAGUGGGAUGGAUAAAAGCGGUAAUGGCGGAAUGAUGGGAACCGAGCUUGGAGUGGGAAAUGAUCCGUCGAGUCACCAUCAUCACCAGCAGCAGCAGCAACAGCAGCAACAACAACAGCAACAACAGCAGCAACAGCAGCAACAACAGCAGCAACAACAAGUGAUGCAGGAUAAGUCUUGUCGGCCGAAGUCUUCUCCGUGACACCGGGGGAUUUCCCAUCUUCUUCAUUUCACCGCAUACUCAUCCCCGCUUGUCUGCAGCAACAGCAGAUUUCCGUUCAUUGUCAUUUACAUACUGAUCGCUGCUGAUCACCACCACCUGUACCACCAUCAUUUUCCGUCGUACGGAAGGUGCCUUUUCAUCGUCACACACGCUAUUUUGAUAUCAACAGUUCUCCUUCAGUCGUCUGCAUCAUGAUAUGCCCACGUUUGCCUUUGAUAAAUAUACGAGGAGAGCAUAUCGACGGCCGCGUGGAAAAACCUGCUAUCUCGGGUUUCGAUUGAAGAACCGGAUACUUCGGAUGUUCGUGCAAAGAUUACCUACUUUAUCCACCGAUUCAAAUCUCCAUUCGGAACUUUUUCUCUUUAAUGGGCAUAUUUUCCCACCUCGCUCCUGUACGUGGAAAUAUAAUAUUAUUAUUAUUAUAUCCCCAAAACGGAGCUCGCAUGAAUUUUGGAACACAACCGCGAGUUUAGUAUGGAGUCUGACAGUGCUACCAACUAAAUUUGCGAUGGAAAAAUUUCACGAAUGAGAUAGCCGUUUUUUUAAGCUUAGCUCUAGAUAGCCGGUUCUUCAAGCGCAAUUCGAAAUAGCCACUUUUUCCACGCGGUAGUCGAUAUAUUAUAGUUUUGUCACCACUACGAUAUUAUAUAGAACGUCUAAAUUAUUGUUAAUCCGUAUUCGCGGUUUAAUUUGAAGAAAAAAAUAAGAGUAAUAAUAAUAAACAAUAAAAGUAAUAAUAAUUUUAAAAAAACGUCGCUCUCCACGCCGGACUGAAACCUGGGUACCUGUGAAAGAAUCUUUAUUCAUUUCCAAAAACUCGUUUUCGGUUACUCACUCCCAACGCUUGUAUACCUGUUCAUGUAUUUCCGACGUAAUCGGUAGGUAUAAUAUCAUUCAAUCAUUCGUUGAUGUUUUUCUCAGCUGUGCAGCCACCGCAAUACUUCGAAGAUUACAGCGCCAUGUCCCACCUUUUAUACCCUGUUUUAAUUUUGCAAACUACACACAUGCACAUAAUAUCGUUUACCAGAAAAACGAGCAAGGCGGAAAAAAGGAAUUUUCUAUACGCACACAAAUCGAGCCGUGUAACUUUCUUCACUCAUCUCUGCAGAACGCGUAUUACAAAAGUUUCGAAAGUAUGUACCAGGUUUUAUUUCUAUAUGCAUAUACAUAUAUACACAGACAUGGUACAUAUAUAUGUAUGUAUAUAUAGUAAUAUUAAGUAAUGUAAGUUUAGCAACCAUGACUCAGAGGAAUGAAUAAUUCGUGACGCUUAAUUGUGAUAUUAAUUUUUUUGUUUCCCCCCCUAAAUUCAUACACUUGCAGUAAAAGUGUAACGCGUUCAAGUUAUAUAUCGUAUACAUCUACAUGUGUGUACAUAUAUGUAUACAUAUAUGCACACGUAGACAAAAAUUAUAGAUAUACCAAUAUACAAUAACGCGAUUGGUAAUUUGCUCAAUAUCCCAAUGCCAAGCAAUUAAAUAUUAAAAACGCAAUUAGCGAUCGUGUUGAAAGAUUCUUCCGCGCAGAGUAUAAAACCGAUCGUUCUUCCAUCGUUAGCCAAACUCUUUUCGUCCAUGUCCGGCGGUGUUAUGGUUCUCAACGGUUAUUAUUAUUUUUUCUCUCUCACUACUAUCGUUACAUUUCAAGUAAAUUUUACUCGACUAUUAUUUCGUUUUUUCUUCUGUAUUUGUUUUUUGUUGUUUGUUUUGAUUUUUUGUUCGUUUGUUUGCCUUUUUUUUGGCUUCAAACGUAUCUAGUCAAGUGUACAUGCGAUUGUCAAUUGAUAGAAUAUUUUUCUAAUAAUCUUAGAGUACGUGCGGGACGGUACAAAAGUUAUUAUCAUGUUGUGUUACGUUAUACAAUUAAUUAUUAUAUAAUAUGUCGACAAACGGAAAAAAAAACAAAAAAAAAAAAAACUUGUAAAAAAAAUGAAAAGAAAAUAAGGCGACAAAAAAAAAAGUUACACUUAUUUUUAUUUCGCAAAACGCGAUGCAAUAAAUACUUGAUAAUGAUAAUGAUAAUAAUAUUAAUAAUAAUAAUUGAUAAGAAUAAUAAUAUUAAUGAUGAUGACGACGAUGAUGACGGCGAUGAUUGAUAACAAGGUAAAUGAGAAGAGGAUUAAAUUUUAAAUUAAAAGAAAAAAAAACCACGUGAGUUAGAUGUAAAAAAAUUUCUAUUAAGUAGUACGAUGUAUUUAUUUUGCAUUAGAAAUUAACAAAAGUUGUAUAGGUCUGUACAGAAGCAAAGGAAGGAAAAAGAGAAGACAAUUCCUUUUUAACGGACAUGGAACGGGAGUGUGUAGUCAUUAACAAGUUCGUCGAACAAUUAAUUGUAUAUGCCUAAUGCUCAGGCUAGUGCUAACACUAGUUUAAGACUAGUGCGCGGCUAGUCACCAGAGGCUGCUAGAUAGAAACAAAAUUCAUGAUAACUAUUAUUAAUGAUUAGCGAUUAAAAUAGUAUAACAGUAAGAUUAUACAUAUAUUAUAUAUUAUACAUAUACUAAAAUUGCAAACCAACGGCAGAUAUCCUAUAAUACCCAAAUAUGCUUCCUAACCUAUAUCGAAUACCUAUACCUAUAGCGUAUAUACCUACAUUAUAUUUAUUCUUUCUAUAUACCAACCACUUACCGAAUACUAUUAAAUUAAAUCAUUAUUUACGUUAUUCGCGAAAGCUUGUUAUAUUAUAUACCUUAUACAAACUUAUUUAGAAUAAACUGAAAGAGUGCGCUUCCAUGCAAUUCGUGAAACAUAUACCGCUAUACAAUUUCUAUAAACGCGCCAAUGAACUGUUAAUUGUUUCUUGAGGUUGUGAAAUACCAGAAUUAAAGCAACAUGGUAAUAUGAAUAAACAAAGGUAUUUGAAAGACCAUUUAUCUGUUGGUGUAAAUUCUCUUAUUUGAAUUUCGUUUUUAGAUAGACAUAGUUGACGCAAGCUUUUUCUUUUGUACAAGGAACAAAGUUUUUUUCGUUACGAGCGUAUAAUAAUAAUAAUAAUAAUAAUAAUAAUAAUAAUAAUAAGUUUACAUCGAGCAGAAUCUAAUCUCAUAUGAAAACGAGAUUCCGUACAGUUGGAAUUUAUGUUAUUAAUUUUCACCAUAUCACACCGUAUACAGUUGCGACGUGAUGACUUGUCCAAGAUCCUGCGGGAACCAAAUUAAAGAUAUAAAAUCGUCGAUGCACUUACGGAGUUCGAGAUGCGACGAUAACUGCUCGAGAAAAGCGGAGAAGCAAUAUUUUUAUAGAUAAAACUAUUAGAACGCGACCAAAACGUAGCAGUAAAUAAAUAGACGGUUAAAAUGCAAAUGAUAAACAUAAUUUAGCAUUUAUGUACGUGAAAACCUAUCUCGGAGCACACAAAUGAAAAUAAAAAUCAACGCAUCAAAAUUAUUCCAAAGAUAUUUUCUCCCACGUUUAAAAACUCAUUAUUUACCAGUAAUUCUCAUACGAGUACGAUAAAUAGUAUCGCAAGUACAAGGUACCCGCAGAUAUCUUCUUCUAAAUAAAAUGGUCUAAUUCUUUCUAAAUUGGUUGCCGAUUUUAAACAAAAGGCGUACGUGUUAAUUGAACUCUUCAAUUUACGGCAGGCACUGUUUCAGUUGAUACUAAUUUCGUAUACCUAUAAACCUACAUACAUAUUUAUGUAGCGUACUAUGGUAAUAUUGAAUAUAAAAGUCAUACAACUUUUAGUAUUACUGCUAAACUACUACUACUACUACUACUACUACUACUGCUGCUGCUAUUACUACUACCACAUACUGUUACGACUACUACUACCGUUGCUAGCACUAAUACUAUUAAUACUACUACUACCACUACUAAUACUACAACUACUACCACUACUACCGUUACCACCAUUAUUACUACUACCAUAAUUCGAAGUAACGUAUACCGUACCAUAGAAAAGAAAAUAAAUUAAUAUAAAGAUGAAAAAAACUUACACAUACAGACACACGAUGUAAAUAUUAUUCAUAAAAUGCUGCGUAAUUAUUACGCGGUAUUAUAAAAAUUGUGCUCGUUGACUGUAAGGUUAAGCAAUAUCGCUAAUUACUAACAAAACUGCAAUUACGCAAGUUAUACCAAUAUCAUGUGAAUUAUUAACAAUGAAAAAUUAUUGUGUCUAGUGUUUUCGCAAACGAGAUGUAAAACGUUUCUACUCUAUAUGCCUCAAGUAAAAAUCGAUGGCACAAUUAUACGUCAUCAAUCUGUUCAAUUUUUUUCCCAAAAAAUUAUACUAAUCUCUCAUGUAAUAUUGGAAAAUUUGAAAAGAAAAAAUGUUUGCAAUGCUUUGCAGUCUUCGAAGUAACGAUUUAGGUGGAGCUAAUUCUUUAAAAAAUUCAUUAUUUUGGUUGAAUUGAACUCGACUGAAGAAGACAAGUAGCCGCAGUGAAAUUGUAACCAGUGCGUGCAAACUUAUAGACUCGAAAGUUUCUCACUGUUAGAAAUUUAUCCUGAUACUCUAAAUGAAGAGUGCAAAAUACGCGGAUCCACCGCUAUUGGCUGCGAUCCAAGACCGUUUAGGAACGAUGUUUAUAAUUGCGAUGAAUCACGAUUGUAUGAAGCCCAAUAAUGCAUCUCAAUUCGUGUAAUCUUUCAUACUGAUGCAGAUAACGACGAUAACAACAGAAAGUUUUGCUUGUAAUUACCACUUGAUAAGCAGAGUGGCUGAAUCGGCGAAUUGGGAUCCAAAAUAUGAAAAGACGCCAUCUCGCGGAUGAAAAUGUAUUACGCUAACCCCAGGACGUAUUUGAUGAUAAAAUUCGUUAAUUAAUCGUGAUUUCUCUAGUUAUUGUUGCAAUGCAAUAAAAAAGAAGUCUAACCGCUUGCACUAAGGUCAUUGUCUCCUUGUAUUCGUAUCAUUUAGCUGUGGAUUUGACCUAAACGAUCAGCUGAUAAGCCAGUUGUGACGCCAUAUUGCUCAGCCACGAUUACACCAAGUUGGAUCCCAAUUUUGAGCCUACGGUUCUAAAAUCUCUAAUCUAAUCUGUCAUUCUAGAAAACUGACAACUAAUAUUUGAUAACAGAUUGACGCAUUUGAAAAUUUACGCUUAGAUUGUUAUCAAAUUUUCAAUAUUUCACAUACCACGGAACUUAUGCAUGGAUUAUAACAUAGAAACACCCCUUACUUUUGUAUUUUUUUAGUGUUUAUAUACCAAGGGAGAGAAAAUUGAAAUAAAUAUUACAAAUUAUUCGUCGAUUUUGAUGAUAAAACGUGAAAAUUUUUUUAUUCUUUUUUUUUUUUGCAAACAACCGAUUUUUCAUACAAGAGAAAAGUAAAUCAAGAAGCGCUUUCAACCGUAACAGAAUCCGUUGGCAUUUGUUUUUGUCAUCAACAAUAAUAUACUAUUAAUAGGCCACUCUGAAUAUAGAUAAAUAGCGAUAGACUCGAAACAAUUAUACAUAGCUUAACAAUUGAUUAUGAAACGAGCCCUUAACCGAUAACAACAAGUCUAUACAUAGUUAAUAUUACUCAUAAAUAAUUAAUGAAUAACAAUAUUGAUAAUAAUAAUAAUAAUAAUAAUCAUAAUAAUAAUAAUAAUAAUAGUACUAACAGUAACAAUGAAAAUAAUCUUAUUAACAUAAAGAGCAUAAAGAAUUACGACGAAAAUGAUCGCGAUCAUGAUGAUAAUGAUAUUAAUAACAAUAAUGUGAAUUAUUAUUACUAUUAAUAUAGCAACAUGCCUAUGACGGUAUAUAUGUAUUUAUAAUAUACAUACAUACAUACAUGUAUAUAUAUAUAUAUAUAUAUGUAUGUAUACAAAUAUAUACAUAAAUAUACACAAAUCCAUAUAUACAUAAUUAUAUUAUAAUAAAUGCAAUAAUAUAUUUAUCGAAUAUUUAUUGAGCAGAAAUUACAUAAAAAUUGUGUAGUAUUAUUGUACAAAGUAGAAAAGAAGAGAAUGAAACGUUGUUUUCCUCUUUGCAUUGAUUUUUUGUUUGGAUCGUUUGGUCCUAUAAUUUAUGUAUUUUCGUAUCACGAUCAUAUAUUUAUGUGUCUUUUUUUUCUUUUCUUACGAUCGUGAACGAAGUUCAUGUUAUACAUCAGGGAUUAGACUAAAUAUAAUACGUAGUAUAAUGUGCUUCAUUGAGCGAGGAAGAAUAAGGCAAGCAAGUGAAGUUUCUUUUCUAUUAAUAUUUAUUUUUACGUGAAAAAAACAAACGUGUAUAAGAAGUCAAACCUGUCUGAUCAUAUUCGAUUGAGAUUUGAUAUUAAAUUGAUAGUGCGGGCGAAUAUACAGAACUAUUCGAUUACAGCUUUUGUAAUUUAAGAUCGGGAUAUUGAUCUGCCUAUUUUGGCGAUAACGUAUAUAUAUAUAUACAUUCCACACGUUAUACAUGAGUAUGCAUAUGUAUAUACAUAUAUGUAUAUAUGAGUAUGCAUAUAUAUAUAUACAUAUGCAUACUCAUGCAUAACGUGUAGAAUGGCAGAUGAGCUGCGUGACUGAUGGAAUUAUUAUAGUGAUGGAGACUGCAAAUCGUAAGUGAAAACGAAGGACAGAACUGAUAACACCGCGAGUCCACGAGUAAAUAAUUUUAAUAACGAUGACGAUAAUAAUGUUAAUAACAAUAAAACUAAUAAUAAUAAUAACUACAAUAACAAAAAAAAAAAAAAUAAAUAAAUUAAUGAUAGCAUGAUAAUAGUACGAUCUAUUGAGGAAAGUAUUAUUAAUUUUUCAUUUAUUAUAAUUGGUGAUUUUCCAUUGUAUUGCUAUAUUAUUAUUGUAAAAUAUAAUGUACGUCAAUACGAUAUAAUCACCGAAAAAUCGCGCUGUAAUGUCGAGGAAUUUAGCACCGCAGUAUAUAAAUAUAUACCUUACUCCGCCAUUAUAUAUCCCGUGUCCAUAAUGUUUGAAAUAAUAAUUGAUAUUAUGUAUUACAUAUAUAUCCGACAAUAUUAAUCAUUAAAAUUCUUAGUACAUAUAUAAAGACAACUUGUUACGUUUAUGCGCAAUGGUUAAUGUACAUUAUAUAUGCGUGAAAGUUUUGUAGUGUGCGACGUACCUCGUUGUAGUCCUCCUUAAUUUUCAAUACAAUUGAACUUAUAACAAACUACAAAUAUGGGGAUAAAAACAGAGAAAUUUUUUAUUACAAUUACUGGGAUUUACAUAUUGAAAAUUAAUUGAAAUGCCGAAAUCGUAUACGGUUUAAAUACAUACAUGUAUACUUGUUGUUAUUUGAAUUUCAAUCGAUAUUCUCAGAAGUCGGGAAUCAUGUAAUUCGGAAACCAUUUCACCUCUACCUUGUAUACUCUUUAUGCUUUUCUAUUUAUAAAUUACAUAAUACUUAUGAUUCAUUCCGCCAAUACGAUUAUCGUAAAGGACCUCCCAAUUCAUUUACGGCCUGAGAUGAUUUUCUGAGGAACAAUUCACAGUUCAACUGAUUUUUUUUUUCACUCUGUAGCACUAAAAGACGUACAAUUAACAAUUGCGUGAAAAUAGGGUACGCGCAUAAGAUCUCAAUUUUAUUGAUAACCCGAUUCCUCGAAAUCGAUAAACAACAUCCUUUGUUGUCGUAUAAAUACUUUUAUUUCGGUACAAGUAUUUGGAGUAUGCGGAAUGAAUUUGUACUUUGAAAAAUCUCCAUGCUUGCAAUAACCUGAAAUAUUGUAAAACAAUAGCUGUAAAAAUUAUGCCAGUACCCUAUUGAUAUCGUUCGCGUAAUCUGCCCAACUAAAUUUACUAAAUUAUAAUUACGUGAAAAAUGGUUAUAACAAUAUGUGUAUAAUAAGUGUGGUAUUCAUAAAUCAAAUUUGAGACGUUCACGUAUGAAAAGAAUGAUGGAUUCAUCGUUAAUUAGAAAAAAAAACUAUCGAUGCCGGAACCGUGCGAUUUUUAACAAUUCUAUAUUGAACCUGUGGGCAUAUAAAAAUCAGAUCAUUGCCUAACAUAAUAUAUUCUUCUAAUGUAAUCUCGCA